This is a messenger RNA of Effrenium voratum, 1486 nucleotides long. The record is from the annotation of a GenBank genome assembly. NCBI's taxonomy places the organism in Eukaryota, Dinophyceae, Suessiales, Symbiodiniaceae.
GGUGUCGGCAGAUCCCUACGACUUUGACCAGAAGGGCUACUCCGCGGGCACGGGGGGCUUCGCCAUCAUCUUGUCCAGCGACUCCGUGGCCUCCACGAAGAGUCUGUGGAGCGCCCACACCAAGUGGCACCGCCGGUGGAUGGCGAAAAAGCUGGAGGACGAGCUGAAAGCGGAGGUGUGCUUUAUCGAGAUCACAGUGGAUGGGCCGAAGGGGGACAAGUACCUCACGGACCUCGCCGCGUACCGCGGCAUGGGCCUGAAGGAGGCCUCGGAGAUCAUCCAAGACUACCAGGAUCACUACGUGCCGAUCCAAAUGGAUGGCUCGGAAGAUCACACGCCUUUCAUCCACCUGAUGAACUACACGCACAAGAUGGUGGUGAACAAGAUGAUGCGCUCCUUCGUGGGCUCUGCAGUGUGCCACUUUCUCUCCAACCUCCACCCCUUCGAGCACAACAUUUACCUGGCGCGGCACGGGGAGAGCGAGUUCAACGUGGAGGGCCGCCUGGGGGGCGACUCGGGGCUCUCCCGCCGGGGCGAGGAGUUCGCAAGGCGCCUGGCGGAGUUCGUCAAGUACAUUGUUUGCGGCCACGCCAGCGACUUGGUUUGUGUCACCAUCACGGCCGCUGACGUGCCCCAGUUGAAGGACCGCCUCGUGGAGCUCAAGGGGGGUCUGGUGGCCUUUGACAACUGGGAGAACUUCGGGGACUCCAGCGGCGCCGAGGUCCUUAGGCUCAUGCAGCUCAAGCGAAUUCAGGUGGGAUGGGGCACAGACUUCCGGGACGCCCCGGUGACGGCGGAGGAUUUGGAGCGCCUGCUGCAGGGUGCCAAGGUGGCGACCUUGGUCAUGGUGGGCGGGGACACGUCCCAGCCCUCAGGGGUGCCGGGCCGGCUGUGGACCAGCUCCCUGAAGCGGACCAUCGACACCGCGCAGUUCAUCGAGCACCCGAAGCUCGUAGGCCCAGAUGGGAAGGACUUCUUCCAGAUGCGAGGUCGUCAAUUCAGGAACAUGGACGAGGUUUAUGCCGGCGAGUACGAUGGCUUGACUGAGGAGGAAAUCAGAAAUCGAGCGCCCAACGUCAUCGAAGAUCGAAAAAGGGACAAGCUCGGCUUCCGAUAUCCACGAGGCGAGUCCUACUAUGACGUGAUCUCCAGGUUGGAGUCGGUGAUGUCCCAUCUGGAGCGGAUCCAGCAGCCCAUCCUGCUGAUCUCCCACCAGGCAGUGCUGCGGAUGAUGUACGGCUGGCUCAUGCAUCUCAACCGCGAGGAUGCCGUGGGCACCCAGGUCAAGCAGCACGCGGUUUCGAGGAUACAAUUUGAUGGGCUGGGGGGGUCUCCGGCCGAGAAGUUGUUCCCACUGGGCCCAGAGCGACUUCAAGAAGAAUAGCGCUCGACUUCGGGCUACAUGAGUUUUCUAUGGGCCAAACACGGGCCGGCAUACACUGGCCAUGGGGCAUCGAACUUUUUAAAUGCUCAGUUGCCGAAAGCG